Messenger RNA from Malassezia restricta, 1980 nucleotides. Its product is annotated as molecular chaperone DnaK. The coding region runs from base 1 to 1980 and encodes 659 amino acids. Lineage: Eukaryota; Fungi; Basidiomycota; Malasseziomycetes; Malasseziales; Malasseziaceae. Gene Ontology annotation, molecular function: ATP binding; heat shock protein binding; ATP hydrolysis activity. The transcript has a single exon. Gene Ontology annotation, biological process: cellular response to unfolded protein; protein refolding. Gene Ontology annotation, cellular component: mitochondrion; cytoplasm. The record is from RefSeq and is a predicted model, not a curated record.
AUGAUUGGCGCUCUUACUCGUGGACUUCGCAUGGCGCCCUCUACGGGCCGCCUGCUUUCUCAGCCGCUUCGUGCUGCUCCUCUGGGCGGUGUGCGCUUCAACUCUGGCAAGGUCUCGGGCCCUGUGAUCGGUAUCGAUCUGGGUACGACCAACUCCUGUGUCUCGAUCAUGGAGGGCCAGCAGGCCCGCGUCAUCGAGAACUCGGAAGGCGGCCGUACUACCCCCUCGGUCGUUGCUUUCACGAAGGACGGCGAACGCCUGGUGGGUGUGCCCGCCAAGCGUCAGGCUGUCGUGAACCCUGAGGCCACUCUGUUCGCCACCAAGCGUCUUAUCGGUCGCAAGUUCACCGACCGCGAGGUGCAGAAGGACAUUGACAAUGUGCCAUUCAAGAUUGUUGCUCACACGAACGGUGAUGCUUGGCUUGAGGCGCGUGGACAGCGCUACUCGCCAUCGCAGAUUGGUGCCUUUGUGGUCGGCAAGCUCAAGGACACUGCCUCUGGCUACUUGGGCAAGUCCGUCAAGCACGCCGUGAUUACGGUGCCUGCUUACUUCAAUGACUCGCAGCGUCAGGCUACUAAAGACGCAGGCACCAUUGCUGGCCUGGAAGUGCUGCGUGUUAUCAACGAGCCCACUGCCGCUGCUCUGGCUUACGGUCUUGACCGCCAAGACAAUGCCACCAUCGCUGUCUUCGAUCUGGGUGGUGGUACCUUUGAUGUGUCUAUUCUUGAGAUGUCGAAGGGCGUUUUCGAGGUCAAGUCGACGAACGGUGACACGCACCUUGGUGGUGAAGACUUUGACAUUGUCAUCGUUGAGCACCUUGUCAAGGAAUUCCAGAAGGAGAACGGCAUUGACCUGAGCAAGGACCGUAUGGCUAUUCAGCGUAUUCGCGAGGCUGCUGAGAAGGCCAAGAUUGAGCUUUCGAGCACCUCGUCGACGGACAUCAGCCUCCCCUACAUCACGGCCGACGCUUCGGGCCCCAAGCACAUCAACUCGAAGAUGACCCGUGCUCAGCUCGAGGGCAUGAUUAGCAAGCUGAUUCAGCGCACGGUCGAUCCAUGCAACAAGGCUAUGGCGGAUGCCGGUGUCAAGCCCAGCGACGUGAACGAUGUGAUCAUGGUCGGUGGUAUGAGCCGUAUGCCGAAGGUGCUCGACACUGUGAAGAACAUCUUCAAGCGCGAGCCCUCGAAGGGUGUGAACCCUGACGAGGCCGUGGCUAUUGGUGCCUCGAUCCAGGGUGGUGUGCUGUCUGGCCAUGUGACUGACAUUCUCCUGCUCGAUGUGACGCCACUGUCGCUCGGUAUUCAGACGCUGGGUGGUGUGUUCACCCGCCUGAUCAACCGCAACACAACGAUUCCCACCAAGAAGAGCCAGGUGUUCUCGACCGCCGCUGACGGCCAGACUGCCGUGGACAUUCAGGUCUACCAGGGUGAGCGUGAGCUCGUGAAGGACAACAAGCUUCUUGGCAACUUCCAGCUCACCGGUAUUCCCCCCGCCCCUAAGGGUGUGCCUCAGAUCGAGGUUACCUUUGACAUUGACGCCGACGGUAUCGUGAACGUUGGUGCUAAAGACAAGGCUACCAACAAGGACCAGAGCAUGACGAUCGCUGCUGGCUCCGGUCUCUCUGAACAGGAGAUUGAGCGCAUGGUGAACGACGCUGAGCAGCACGCUGAGGCUGACAAGGCUCGCCGUGUGGUCAUUGAGGAGGCUAACCGCGCCCAGAGUGUGGCUGGAGAGACGAGCAAGGCCAUGGCCGAGUUCAAGGACCAACUCGACAAGGAGGAGGCCGAGAAGGUUCAGAAGCUGGUGGAGGAGCUCGAGGGUCUGGCCAGCCGCGGUAUUUCGGGUGACGCUGAGCUCACUGCUGAUGAGAUCAAGGCUAAGAUUGACGAGACGCAGCAGGCUUCGCUAGGUCUCUUCAAGAAGGUGUACGAAAGCCGCGCUCAGUCGGACAACCAGGGCGAGGGCGAGAAGAAGGAAUAA